This is a messenger RNA of Spirodela intermedia, 2300 nucleotides long. The record is from the annotation of a GenBank genome assembly. Lineage: Eukaryota; Viridiplantae; Streptophyta; Magnoliopsida; Alismatales; Araceae.
AUGGUGGCCAACGUCAUCUUCACCGUGAAGUUCGACAAGACCAUCGGAGCAUCCCUCAUCGGGAGGGCCUAUCUGCCUGUCUCCGAGAUCACCAACGGGGAGGAGUUGGACCGAUGGCUGGAGAUCCUUGACGAAGAGAAGAACCCCGUCGGGGAGGCGAAGAUCCACGUGAAGCUCCAGUUCUUCCACGUCACGCGGGACCGCAAUUGGGCACGGGGCAUCCGGAGCCCAAAGUUCCCCGGCGUGCCGUACACCUUCUUCCCGCAGCGGCGGGGCUGCAAGGUCACGCUGUACCAGGACGCCCACAUCCCCGACGGCUUCAUUCCCAGGAUCCCCCUCGCCGGCGGCGGGCAUUACGAGCCCCACCGCUGCUGGGAGGACAUCUUCGACGCGAUCACCAACGCGCAACAUCUGAUCUACAUCACCGGGUGGUCGGUCUACACAGAGAUCACUCUGGUGAGGGACUCCGCCAGGCCCAAGACGGGGGGCGCCGUCACCCUCGGGGAGCUGCUCAAGAGGAAGGCCAGUGAGGGCGUCCGCGUGCUCAUGCUCGUCUGGGACGACAGGACGUCUGUGGACCUGCUCAAGAGGGAUGGGCUGAUGGCCACCCACGACGAGGAGACGGAGAACUAUUUCCAUGGGACGGAGGUGAACUGCGUCCUGUGCCCGCGCGACCCCGACGAUGGCGGGAGCUUGGUCCAGGGCCUGAAGAUCGCCACCAUGUUCACUCACCACCAGAAGAUCGUGGUGGUGGAUAGCGCGAUGCCAAGGGGCGGGACCUCGUCGCAGCAGCGCAGGAUCGUGAGCUUCGUCGGGGGCAUCGACCUCUGCGACGGGAGGUACGACACGCCCUCCCAUUCGCUCUUCCGGACCCUGGACGGCCCCCACCACGACGACUUCCACCAGCCCAACUUCACGGGCGCGUCCGUCGCCAAGGGUGGGCCGAGGGAGCCGUGGCACGAUAUCCACAGCAGACUGGAAGGCCCCAUCGCCUGGGACGUGCUGUACAACUUCGAACAGCGAUGGAGGAAGCAGGGGGAGAAGGACCUCCUGGUGCAGAUCAGGGAUCUCUCGGACACCAUCAUUCCCCCCUCGCCCGUCACGUUCCCGGAGGACAGGGAGACCUGGGAUGUCCAGCUGUUCAGGUCCAUCGACGAGGGAGCCGCCUUCGGCUUCCCGGAGACGCCCGAGGACGCCGCGAGGGCGGGGCUGAUCAGCGGCAAGGACAACGUCAUCGACCGGAGCAUUCAGGACGCGUACAUCAACGCCAUCCGCCGGGCUAAGGACUUCAUCUACAUCGAGAACCAGUACUUCCUCGGCAGCUCCUUCGCGUGGAAGGCGGACGGCAUCAACCUCGAGGAGAUCGAGGCCCUCCAUCUGGUGCCCAAGGAGCUCUCGUUGAAGAUCGUGAGCAAGAUCGAGGCUGGGGAGCGUUUCACGGUCUACGUUGUGGUUCCCAUGUGGCCGGAGGGCAUCCCGGAGAGCGCAUCCGUCCAGGCGAUCCUCGACUGGCAGCGCAGGACGAUGGAGAUGAUGUACACCGACAUUGCCCAAGCCCUGCGGACCCACGGCGUCGAGGCGAGCCCCAGGGACUACCUCACCUUCUUCUGCAUCGGCAAUCGGGAGGUGAAGAGGGACGGGGAAUAUGCACCGGGGGAGGAACCAGAGCCAGACUCGGACUACAUCCGGGCGCAACAGGCGCGGCGCUUCAUGAUCUACGUCCACAGCAAGAUGAUGAUCGGUAAAUCUCGCUGUGGCUGCACCCCACUCUUUUGCUCCUGGUUUCGGAUGGAGGAAUUUUUCUUUUUUAAUCUCUCCUUGUUCUUCGUCUGACCUGACUGCUGGUGGUGAUGGUGAUGGCUCCAGUGGACGACGAAUACAUAAUCGUGGGGUCGGCGAACAUCAACCAGAGGUCGAUGGAUGGAUCGAGGGACUCGGAGAUCGCCAUGGGAGCAUACCAGCCAUACCAUCUGGGGGGGGAGGAGCCGGCGAGGGGGCAGGUGCACGGCUUCCGGCUGGCCCUGUGGUACGAGCACCUGAGGAUUCAGGACGACCUCUUCCUCCGCCCGGAAAGCCUGGAGUGCGUGCAGAAGGUGAACAGCAUCGCCGACAGCUACUGGGACCAGUACACAAGCGAGACUCUCGAAGACGAUCUCCCGGGGCACCUGCUCACCUACCCCAUUUCGGUCGCCGAGGACGGAGGGGUCUCGGAACUGCCGGGCACCGAGUUCUUCCCCGAUACAAAGGCGCGGAUCCUGGGCACCAAGACCGAUUAUCUGCCCCCCAUCCUCACCACCUAA